AUGGCCGGUGGACUAGGAAACGUUCAGGAUGUGACAGCAGAUAUUGAGGCAUUUUGUAAAGAGGUCAAAUCCACUGUAGAGAAGCAUGCGAACAAGGCGUAUGAUGUCUACACUCCCAAAGCAUUCAGGGAACAAGUCGUGGCCGGGUCAAAUUACUUUGUCAAGGUGCAUGUGGGAGGAGAGGACUACAUCCACCUGCGCCUCUUCCAGGACCUGCCCUGCAACGGCGGCAAGAGGGAGCUCCACAGCCUGGCCACCCACAAGACGGCAGCAGAUGAGAUCCUCUACUUCUAGACAGCUCACAGACCCAGAGCCCAGAGGCCAGACCAAGAGCCCGGACCGGACCCGGACGCCGGACACCCACCCUGCCUGCCUACCGCAGAGAAAUACAACAAAAAGCAACACAAAAUCCAACACAACGGCACCGUCCUGAAAUACAACAAAUAAAGGCAUAGAAGCCCCUAAAGGAAGCUUGUUACUUUAAAAAGACAGAAAAUCCAAUAAAUGUU
Molecule: messenger RNA, 509 nt
Organism: Engraulis encrasicolus (European anchovy)
Lineage: Eukaryota; Metazoa; Chordata; Actinopteri; Clupeiformes; Engraulidae
Product: cystatin-B-like
Exons: 3
Coding region: 1-294 (97 amino acids)
Cellular component (GO): cytosol
Molecular function (GO): cysteine-type endopeptidase inhibitor activity
Source: RefSeq, a predicted model, not a curated record